Bradysia coprophila is the source of this 2331-nucleotide messenger RNA. RefSeq lists its product as uncharacterized. NCBI's taxonomy places the organism in Eukaryota, Metazoa, Arthropoda, Insecta, Diptera, Sciaridae. The record is from RefSeq and is a predicted model, not a curated record.
AUGACCCGUUCGACCAAAAUUGGUGCAAGCGACGAGCUAAUGCGAGCUAAUGCAAGAGUACACCAAAAGUUCGUCAGACUCACCCAAACGCAAGAUCAUCCACCAGACAUCCAAGUGGAUGACAGCUUCAUCAAAAAUCUCACAGAUGUGGAGAUUCCACAGGAUAUGCGUACCGUUCUCAGCUUGGGCCCGAAAUUUUCCAUCGAACCGAACACAGACCCAAUAAUCGAUCUUGCCUCUGACGUCGAACUAGCAAUACAACGUGAAGUACCGAUCGAAUCACAACGAACAGCGAGAGGAGAAGCUGUUUACUCGAUUGCGAAAUUUUCAAAGCAAGUCAAAAAGCUGACGCGAAUUGAUAGAUUUCUCCAGAGAGCCUUCAAGAAAACUAGAGAAUUCCUCCAGCAACAUCCGAAUCUAAUGGUAUCCAACAGUGACAAAGGCAACGUUACCAUUAUAUCCAACAAAGAGGACUAUCAUCGCAAAAUAGAAGAACUGCUCAGCGAUUUGGAAGCUUUCACACCGAUAGAAACCGAUCCUACGAAGACAGUGGCCAAUGCGUUAAACCGAUGCUUAGACAAUUUGUAUAAAGCCAACAUUUUGCAAGCUAAACUGAAAACCAGUCUGAAAACGUUCAAUGCCAUCCGGCCCAGACUGUUUGCUCAGAUAAAGUAUCACAAAGAAGGUAAUCCUGUACGACUCAUCGUAUCAACUGUCAAUUCUGCAGCUUACAAAGUGUCGCGUUUUCUGGCUACCAUACUAAGGAAAUCAUUCACCUCGAAGUAUUCAGUGAAAAACGCCCAGCAAUUCGUCAAGCAGAUGAAAGGAAUCAACAUAACGGCUGGAAACGUAUUGGUGUCUUUUGAUGUGGUCAAUUGCUUUGGAAACAUCCCAACGAAGCUAGCACUCGAAAUCAUUAGCCGAGAUUUCCACCUGGUCGAAGAACACACUCCGAUACCCAAAGACAAAUUCAUGAAGAUGCUCGAAAUCUGUCUGAACAAAGCCAACUAUUUCACAUAUAAAGGCAAAUGCUAUCGCCAAAACAGAGGCAUGUUCAUGGGCUCGUCGCUUGCACCAAUUUUGGUCGAACGGGUCAUCGAGGAAUUUGUGAACCGAGCUAUCGAAGACCUCAAGCUUGAUCCGGACUUUUGGUCCACAUAUGUAGACGAUCACCUCACGUCAAUCCCUGAAAGCAAGAUUGAGACUCUGAAGAACAAAUUGAAUAGCUACGAUGAAAAUGUACAGUUCACUGUCGAAGUUCAGGACAUGACCACCCGUUCCAUCAACUUCUUAGACCUGAAAGUGUACAAUGAAGGCACCCAGCUCAAAACGAAUUGGUACCACAAGGCCAUUGCGUCCAAUCGCAUUCUGAACUUCCAUGCAAAACAUCCGAAAAACAUGGUCCGAAAUGUCGCUAAGUCCUUCAUCAAGCGAGUGUUCUCGGUAAGUCACCGUUCGUUUCACGAAAGCAACCUGCACACGGUCAAACAGAUUUUGACAAAAAACAGCUUUCCACCGAAAAUGAUUGAUAAAAUGGUUAGUGAGGUCACGAACAAGUACAAAUUUGGUAACGUUUCCCGUGAACAGAAAAGCUACCCAUUUUUGGAUGCUACGAAACCACCAGAACGAAAAGGACCUCUGGCAAAUUCCACUAUGCAUGAACCGAAAGAAAUCAGCUUUAAGGAGAUGACCACAACACCGCCUCCAAAAUACCCGAAAAGAGCAUUGGGAUACGCUGGAAUAACAUACAUUGAAGGAGUCUCGGAAACCAUCAAAACACAACUGAAAGUACACGCACCACAGCUGAAGUUAGCCUUCCGGCCACCUUGCAAGGUAUCGCAAGCCUUCACGAAUAUGAAAGACAAGGUCGAAGACGCACAACAAUCCAACGUAGUCUAUGGCAUUCCAUGCAUCCAGUGCAGGGUAUCUUACAUUGGUGAAACUUCCCGUUGCCUUUCGGAAAGAUGUAGCCAGCAUGAAAAGGAUGUGGCGAAUGUAGCCAAGAAACCGACAAAAACGGCGCUGGUCAGACAUGUAAGUACAACCCAACACCAGUUCGACUUCAAUAGCGCAAAAAUUCUUCGUAAAGUGCGCACCCGAGGCUUGCUAAAGAUUCAUGAAGCGAACCACAUAAUUCUCAAUGAACAAUCCGUGGUCAACUUCAAAAAAGAUGCGAAACAUGUCUCACCGGUUGUGUACAACCUGAUCAAAAAGAAAAUGAUUGGCAAGAGUCUCAGGAACCAAAACAUCAGAAGUCCGACACCACUGCACACAUCAUCAACUGAAAGCGAACAAUCCUUUGAAUCGGUAGAACAGAUGUUUAGACAGUAA